This is a messenger RNA of Stegostoma tigrinum, 1630 nucleotides long. RefSeq names its product myeloid-derived growth factor (gene mydgf). The record is from RefSeq and is a predicted model, not a curated record. Gene Ontology annotation, biological process: positive regulation of angiogenesis; positive regulation of endothelial cell proliferation. Bases 1 to 657 code for a protein of 218 amino acids. The transcript has 7 exons. NCBI's taxonomy places the organism in Eukaryota, Metazoa, Chordata, Chondrichthyes, Orectolobiformes, Stegostomatidae.
AUGGUGUUGGCAUCCGGGCUGACAGUCUCUUCUGGGGUACCCCUUCAAUGCAGCCGUUUCGAGAACGCGUCCGAGCGGCUGCCCGAUAGCUGGAUGGCACGAGGGUAUAGCCGUCAGCAGCAGGGCGGCUGCGCAGUGAGGCGCGGGCCGCUGACCGGAGCAGGAGGUGCAAUGGCGCGGGCUGGGUGCGCGCUAAUGGCCGUUAUUUUGAUUUGCGCGGCCGGCUCGAGCGGUGCGGCCGAGCUGUCGCGCACGGGAGAGUUCGAUGUCAGGCCUGGUGGCCUGGUGCACUCGCACAGCGAGACACUGGGUGAACAUGUAUGCACAUUCACAUAUGCAUCUCAAGGAGGGACCAAUGAGCGAUGGCAUAUGAGUGUAGGCAUCAGUGAGGACAACAAGCUAUUCUCUUGCUCCGUCUGGCGACCUCAGGGAAAGUCCUACCUGUUCUUUACCCAAUUUAAAGCUGAAGUUACCAAUGCUAAAAUUGAAUUUGCAAAUGGUUUUUCUCAAGCAGCAGUAGAAGGUCGCAAUGAUGUUCCCCUGAAAGAAAGUGAAUAUAUAGUUGGUGAAAAUACUGUGACCCACAAAGAUGGAUCAUUCAGAUCAGAGUUGUCUAAACUUCUAAUCGUCGCUCGCACGCGCCAUGAUGAACUGUGAUUCGGAUGACUGACUUUGUAAUGGUUGAAAGAAUUAAAAAUGUUUGGAAUAAUUCCAUUCUGAGCUGUGUGGGUCAACUAAUGGGAAUAUUUUGACAUCCCUCAAUAUCCUUCUUUUUCAGCCUCCUUUUCCUAAUGGAGCAGCAAGAUAGUUUAGACCCGUGAACUAAGGAGUUUCAUGCAACUUAGUUGACAUCAUAGGUGAGCUUUUGGGCAGGGGCUAGACUGACAUUCUUGCUGCCUCUCUGCACCCUCUUGACCCAAAAAGCUUAAAACUAGAGGUCUUGGUUAACAAGAUACCUCAUGGUAUCUUACCUAGAAAGAAGGAUGAGAGUGUCAAUGGAUGAUUACUUGAGCCCUGGGAAAUACCAGUAUUCUGGUGAUUUAGCCAACUAAUCCAAACUGUUAAAGUUACCACAUACUCAUACGUCUGAUACAGGAUUUAAUCAAAUUUGUAAAUUAUUCAUUUAAUAAGUAUGUGCUUCUUUCCAGCACAGAGACCUUUUUUUAAAUUAGUUGUGAUGUAUUUGAUCAGUCAACAUACACUCGGUACUCUCUGACCCAAAUGCAGAACUACUUCCCUUUGAAACGCCAAAUGAAAAUGAAACUUAUCUCUAAAAGUCAGACUAAACAUAGACUUACAUAUGAUGUCAUGCAAAAAUGCUUGUACGUAAAAGUUUUCAACAAAUUGUUUUGUUAAGUGUUAUAGAGCUCGUCUCCAUAGUUCCUUAGAAUAUGCUGUGAUGUGAACAAAUUUUCAUGCUCUAUUGGAUUUCCUCUGUAAUCAAAGAUAGUGAACAGAGAUUGUAAUUUUGGGACCAAUUAUGCCUUUAUGUACUGCGAUUAAUUGCAAGUACUGUGAUACUCAUGUGAUGCACCAUCUACAGAUUUUAAUUCUACUUCGCUCAUGAUCCAUUGUUUUUCUUUUAUAUGCCAGAGUUCAGUUAUAAAGGGAAAUAAAUUACUGAUGUCAA